Messenger RNA from Glycine soja, 1248 nucleotides. RefSeq names its product probable disease resistance protein At1g61300. The record is from RefSeq and is a predicted model, not a curated record. Gene Ontology annotation, molecular function: ADP binding. The coding region runs from base 1 to 1248 and encodes 415 amino acids. The transcript is spliced from 2 exons. NCBI's taxonomy places the organism in Eukaryota, Viridiplantae, Streptophyta, Magnoliopsida, Fabales, Fabaceae.
AUGAUUGCAAAGGAGAUUCUUCAGAAGAAUUGGAAUGACAAAGACAUGAUAGGGUGGUCGUUCUCCAGAAGAAUUGGUCAAUUGUGUGAUGUAAAAGAUCAUACUGUGAACGGAGGUAGCAAUGGUGAUGAUGCUUUGACUAUAAAUCAGUUGCUAUCCAGACUAACAAGGGCAGAAGACAACAUUGAUAAAAAAUUACAGUGGCUGGAGUUCCAGGGCAAUAAGCGCAAGAGACAAGAUGACGAUUGGUUGGAUAAACUAAAGGACCUGAAAAAAAGAGCUAUUGAUGUGAAAAACUCACUGCAUCAGUCUGGGUCGACUAAUGAAUUCCCCGAGCCUUAUGAAUUGGGUGAUGAGUUUGAUGAAUUAUUGCUAAUGAAGCCUUGGAUGUUGCUAGAUGAGCGAGAUGAAAAUAUGGAGAAGAUGUGGGAUCUUCUGGAGCAUGAGGAAGUUUUGAUUAUUGGCAUAGAUGGAAUGGGGGGAGUUGGAAAAACAUUCAUGGCAACUCAUUUCAAGAAUGAGAUUAAAAGAAAGGGGACUUUCAAGGAUGUCUUCUGGGUCACUGUUUCCGAUGAUUUCACCACUUUCAAAUUGCAACAUGACAUUGCAGCAACAAUACAGGUUAAGCUUUACGGAGAUGAGAUGACUAGAGCAACAAUUUUGACGUCAGAGUUGGAGAAAAGAGGAAAAACACUGCUUAUUUUGGAUGAUGUUUGGGAAUAUAUUGAUCUGCAAAAGGUGGGGAUUCCUCUUAAAGUGAAUGGCAUUAAAUUGAUUAUCACAACUCGUUUGAAACAUGUGUGUCUACAGAUGGAUUGCCUACCAAAUAAUAUAAUAAGAAUGCACCCUCUCUCUGGUGAAGAAGCUUGGGAGUUAUUUUUGCUAAAACUUGGACACCGUGGAACACCUGCAAGACUUCCCCCUCAUGUACUAGAGAUUGCAAGAUCUGUUGUAAUGAAAUGUGAUGGUUUACAACUUGGAAUCAGUGUGAUGGCUCGAACCAUGAAAGGGAAAAAUGAGAUCUAUUGGUGGAGACAUGCAUUGAAUAUACUUGACAGAUUGGAGAUGGGAGAAGAGGUCUUAAGCGUACUAAAACGUAGCUAUGACAAUUUAAUUGAAAAGGACAUUCAAAAAUGUUUCUUACGAUCUGCACUGUUUCCUAAUGAGACUAGGAAAGAGGAAUGGGUUAUGAUGGUUGUUGAGAGUGGUGGCACAGUGAGUUUGUUUGUGAUAUUCCAGCAAGCAUAG